This is a messenger RNA of Polypterus senegalus (gray bichir), 2511 nucleotides long. Its product is annotated as nuclear factor erythroid 2-related factor 2-like. Bases 221 to 1996 code for a protein of 591 amino acids. The transcript is spliced from 5 exons. Lineage: Eukaryota; Metazoa; Chordata; Cladistia; Polypteriformes; Polypteridae. Gene Ontology annotation, molecular function: RNA polymerase II cis-regulatory region sequence-specific DNA binding; DNA-binding transcription factor activity, RNA polymerase II-specific. The record is from RefSeq and is a predicted model, not a curated record. Gene Ontology annotation, cellular component: nucleus. Gene Ontology annotation, biological process: cellular response to oxidative stress; regulation of transcription by RNA polymerase II.
UGUGUAUUUCUCCUAGAGAAGCGAGAAGCUACACAUAACAGCGACCGGAAAGAACGAACAAGGCCGGCUGGCCUUAUUUUAUUCGUUAUUUUUGGCAAAUUCGUUUCGUAUAUUUGACGCUUGUUUUUUUUGGAUACUUUUUCUCUAUUUGGAGGCGGAGGGGAUCACAUUCUGGAGGAUUUUACGACUGAUAAGAAUCGAUUGUACCGGAACUUAGAAAAUGAUGGAGCUCGAGUUGCCAAAAACGCAACAGGACAUGGACCUGAUCGACAUCUUGUGGAGGCAGGACAUAGACCUUGGUGCUGGGCGAGAGGUCUUUGAUUACAUCCAUAGGCAGAAGGAGAACGAGCUCGAGAAGCAGAAGAAACUGGAAGAGGAGCGCCGGGAGCAAGUGCAGCAGGAGAAGGAGAAAGCCUGGCUGUCCCAGCUGCACCUGGACGAAGAGACAGGAGAGUUUGUUCCUCGGCCAGCUCCACCGAACAAGCCUGAGAGUCCCCCGUUGUCCAGCGAGCAGAAUGUCCCAGAUUCCGAGGAAGUCCUCUCCUUUGACAUGUGCAUGCAGCUCCUGGCUGAGACCUUCCCGCUGGUAGAUGAAGUCCAGGUUGCUUCACAGCCCCCAGCUCCAGAGCCCACCGAGGACAGCCAGGUCCUGCUGGCUCCCCUCCCGCCUCCACAGACUCAGGACCCUGUGCUCAUGUCACCUUUUCUGGAUAGCAAAUCUGAACAGGAUAUGGAACAAGCUUGGCAGGAGCUUCUCUCCAUUCCCGAAUUACAGGAGUGCCUGAACAUGCAGAAUACAAGUUUGAUGGAUCUGCCCAGCUAUGCAAACUCCAGCAAGCCUCAGGAAGUUCAAGAUGCCAACUACAACUUCUAUGUGGCCGAACCUCCAGACAUGUUGAAAAGACCAAAUACGGGCUGCCCAGCUGGCUUUCUCGGAGCUUAUGAUGGUCCUUACCCUGCAGGGUUACCACCUGAGCCAGUCAGCCAGAUGACCGUAAAUGCCUUAGAUCUGAACGGGUCCUUCCUCUUCUAUCCCGACCUGAUGAACCCCAAGCCUAACAACAGUGAGCCCCUUGUGCCUGAAGUGGACGCAUCCCUUACUGAAAUCCUCAGCAACUCGCCAAUGGAUUUUGCCACCUUCUCAAUGGAUGAGCCGUUUACGGGCAAAACAGUGCAAGAAGGUCCCGAUAUCCCUGAUUCGGAUUCUGGAGUAUCCAUGGAUUCGAGCCCAAAGGCGCCCUCUCCAGGCAACUCCUUAGAAUCUUCCCUUUACAAAAGUGCGUCAUUAACAACCAAUGACUCGGACAUGGAAGAGUUAGACAGCAAUCCUGGAAGUGUCCAAGCAGAAUAUGCAGAGAUGUUCCCAGUGUCCUACCAUAUGGAUGAGUACCAGGUUCCUGUGACCACAUCGCAGUCCACACCCUUAUCAACCCUAAGUUCAGACGAGACAGACAGUGAGCCACCUGGAAGCCCGGGUUACCUCAAGACUCCUUUCACCAAAGACAAGUCGAGGAGCCGCCUGGAGGCUCGUCUCUCACGAGACGAGCAGCGUGCCAAGACACUUCAGAUCCCGUUCACCGUCGACAAGAUCAUCAACCUCCCUGUGGAAGAUUUCAAUGAGCUGAUGUCCAAACACCAGCUGAACGAGUCACAGCUGAGUCUGAUCAGGGACAUCCGUCGGCGGGGCAAGAACAAAGUUGCCGCCCAGAACUGCCGGAAGAGGAAGAUGGAGAACAUCGUGGGGUUGGAGUGCGAACUCGACUCAUUGAAGAACGAGAAGGAGAAGCUGUUGAAGGAGAAAGGGGAGCAGCACCAAAACCUGCGGCAGCUCAAGCAGAAGCUCAACAGCCUCUACCUGGAGGUCUUCAGCAUGCUGCGCGAUGAGGACGGAAAGCCAUACUCGCCGAGCGACUACUCGCUCCAGCAGACGUCCGACGGCAGCGUGUUUCUGGUUCCCCGGAGCAAGAAAGUGGAACUUAAGAAAGAGAAGAAGUAGGACAGCGAUGGUCUGUCAACUGACUCGUUACGUUUCCUAUUCUGUCGUAGUCAUCUCGUUGUCCAUCUCGUUUUUUUUUUUUGCGGAAGUCAGAAAGUCGAAAAAGGAAAAAACGAAAAAAAAAAAAUUCUGCUGGAUGGAUCUUUGGAAGGGAAUUGGACUGUGGUGGCCUCGCAUUUCUGUAUAGUUUACACCUACUGUAUAUAGACCUGGCGGCAUAAGCAUUGUUUUUACUUCUUCUAGAACUUUCUUUUGUACGCCUACAGCUUUUAGUCUAGUUUGUAAAUAAUUUCUAUCUUAUUUACAAUGGGGGGGUGGGGGAAAUCAUAGAUUUAUAUACUCGAUAUUUUAGGCUCCUGAUCUUUGGUUGCACAUUGUUGUACAGUUUCUCCGAUUUAUCUAAAAAAAAAAUGAUUUGUGGAUCAAUAUCUCUGAACAAUGACUGUAAGCUCUUUAUAGCUGCUAUGAUUUUCUCACGUUUUACUACCGAAGAAUAAACUCUUCAUUUAAUAAAA